This is a messenger RNA of Dentiscutata erythropus, 442 nucleotides long. The record is from the annotation of a GenBank genome assembly. NCBI's taxonomy places the organism in Eukaryota, Fungi, Glomeromycota, Glomeromycetes, Diversisporales, Gigasporaceae.
AUGCCUUUCGUACCACCAAAAUCGCUCAAUAAACAGAAUCAAGGCACUGCUCCAGUUGACAGCCAAAAUUAUCGUGGGUGGCCCUUGGCAAAAAUAACCUUUGGAAUAUCAAAAAAGAAACAAGAUGAUUCAAAUACGAACACCAUUAAUUAUACGUUCGCAAGUCAGUCUAUCUCUACCUUCUCAACGAAUACGACUACGAAUAAGGCAACAAAUAAGGCAAUGAAUGAAAGGAAAUCUGAACCAAAAUUUAUUUCUAAAAAUAAAUCAUAUGAAUUAGAUCGUGAUAGUACCACAAGAAGGAAAUCAGCACCUGAGUCAUAUAUAAAAAAACCAAUUCUCCCAUCUCUCAAAGUCGACUUACUUACUCCAAUUUCAUCUGAAAUUCCUUACUUACCUAGGAAAAAAAAUGGUGAAGUAGUUAAAUCAUCACUUAAAAAGG